GAUUUCGAAAUUUGAAUUGCGUACUCGUUGGUUUUAUUGUGUUUUACAUUUAUCUGGAAAAAUGAGUCUUAGCCGAUUUUGUCGUGUUGUGAGGUGUGAUUUAGUGAAAGUUCAGUCAUCUAGUGCGUUGGUUUCGAAACUUUUGGGACCUUGUGCUGCGAGGGAAGUGAGCACAUGCAGCGCGCAACGAGCAAGCGUUGCACAACAUAGUUCAAAGCCAGAUUGGAACAGAGCAGUUAGUGAGGCGGAGAAGAUUGUCGGAUAUCCAACCUCCUUCCUGAGUCUCCGAUGGGUUUUGAGCGACGAAAUUGCGAAUGUAGCGCUGCACCUACGAAAACUGGUUGGGAGCAACCACCCUUUGUUAAAAACGGCUAAGAAUCUGAUCUACAAUGGAAAGAACAACAUGCAAGCGUGGGGCCUCAUCGUGCUGCUGGUGUCGAAGGCUGCUGGCCACAGCCCUGAGAUACCAGACAUGGAACAGGACAAAGCCGCUGGUGUUUUGCACAGUCAACGAGCUCUAGCAGAAGUGACGGAAAUGAUCCGGACUUCUCACCUGGUGCACAAGGGACUGGUCAACAUGAAUUCCCGUCAGCCAAUAGCAGCAGAACCCGAUGACAUGAUGUUUGGCAACAAGAUCGCUUUGCUGAGUGGAGACUAUCUGCUCGCCAACUCCUGUUCUGAACUGGCUAAUUUGAGGAAUCAAGAGCUGGUAGAAUUGAUGUCAUCAGCAGUGCGAGAUCUGGCUGAAGCGGAGUUCCUCGGUGAAAGGGACGAGCAAAACAAUCCGUUGCCAUCCAGACCACUUCCAAAAGACCAGAUAGAAGAAGCUUCAGAAUGGGACAUUAUUACCGAUCCUCUACCUAUGGGUGGUGUCAUCGGUUGCGCUGGUCGCGAGUGGUCCGCCCGCCACGUGUUGGCUGCUGGAGCAUUGCUGGGCAAAAGCUGUUCAGCAGCACUUAAACUGGCUGGACACAAACCUCAGUUACAGACCCAGGGCUACCUCUUCGGCUGCCACCUUGCGUUAGCCUGGCAGGCGUUCCUCGACCUGGAAGCAUUUACAGGUCCUGAACCGGCGAGCUUCUCCCUGGUGGGGGCGCCCCUAGCCUUCACGUUAGAAGCUCGACCCGAACUCUACGAGUACAUUGAGGCUGGCAAGAAGAGCGUGCAAGAUGUUGAUUACCAUGCUCUGUAUAAAGCGGUACUAGCUGGCGACGGACUGGAACAGACCAAACGUCUCCAGCGGGAACACAUAGCGCGCGCCGUGCAUGUACUGGACAGUUUCCCCGACUGCGACGCCAGGACUGCACUCGCCAACAUCAUUGUCGCCAUGCACCAUGACCAUUUAUAAAUAGCUGACGUGAUCUUGUAAUGUUCGUGUCACAUUGUAACAUUCAUGUCAUAUUGUAACUUUCAUG
This is a messenger RNA of Spodoptera exigua (beet armyworm), 1415 nucleotides long. The record is from the annotation of a GenBank genome assembly. Lineage: Eukaryota; Metazoa; Arthropoda; Insecta; Lepidoptera; Noctuidae.